Messenger RNA from Chaetomium globosum CBS 148.51, 2238 nucleotides. RefSeq lists its product as uncharacterized. The coding region runs from base 1 to 2238 and encodes 745 amino acids. The record is from RefSeq and is a predicted model, not a curated record. Lineage: Eukaryota; Fungi; Ascomycota; Sordariomycetes; Sordariales; Chaetomiaceae. The transcript is spliced from 4 exons. Gene Ontology annotation, molecular function: protein dimerization activity.
AUGGCUCUCACCCUUACCGACAAUACCGCCUCCGCAGUUCCCGAUUCUGACGAUAUUUCCAUUGCGCCGAAGAUCAAUUACGAUAUCUCCUCGCCCCCCAACGCGUCCAACGCGUUUAACGCGCUCGGCUGUGCCGGGCGCACCAAGAAGAACCUCGAGGAGCAGAUUCGCGAUGCGAAAGCCAUCACCGACCUCCCCCUCAAUCCUAAGCUAUACCCAAAGAUUCAGGGUCCCGACAAACGGUUUUACCAGCUCCGCGCGCACUUCAAGCUGAAGGACGGACCUUCCUGGGUCAACGCGCACGGCACACUGCUUCUACGGCUCACGGAAGGUGACUCGACCUCCACGGACGGCAAAUUCUGGGCUUGCCACAAGUGCUACAACAUCUUUGACGCGGCGGCAACAACUUCGCCAGCCAAACACCUCCGACAAAAACACGGUAUUACGAAAGACGGCGAGCUUCUACCUGCAAACACUGCGGGCAAGAGAUCGUCGCUGGCGAUUGAUGAGCUCUUGCAAGCUCGAACCACCAAGAAGAGGAAGCUCCCCCCUCCCGCAAAGACCAGAGACCUCUUCCAAGAGCUCCUAAUCAAGUGGGUUUCCGAUUCGGAUAUCCCAUUUUCCGUGGUUGAACACCAGCACUUCCGGAGCCUGCUUUCUAUUCUCAAUCCAACACAGGCCGACCACCUCCUUCCGAGAAGCCAUGUCACCACGCGUAACUGGCUGAAAAUCCAGUACAACCUGUAUUUUGAUGCCCUCAGAGCCGAAAUCACAUCCACACCCAAUCCAAUCCACAUCUCCUUUGACGGAUGGUCGUCCCCCGGAACUGCCGCGUUUUUCGCUGUCGUUGCACACUAUUUCGAUGCUGCAGGGAACUUUAACACCCGCUUACUGGCCCUCCCAAGGAUUAAGGGCACUCACAAUGGCGAAAACCUCGCCAAAGGAGUGGUUGAGGUGGUUGAGUGCUUUGGCUUCCAAGCUAAAUUAGGGGUUUUCCAAGCCGACAACGCGGAAAACAACGAUACGUGCGUCACCGAACUUCUCCGGCACUUCAACCCACAUCUUUCCACGCAGCAACUUGAUCUCAUUCAGUCUCUCAAGCGAGUGCGCUGCGUGGGCCACAUCUUGAACCUUGUUGCCAGAGCUUUCCUUGACGGCGAAAACAAGGAAGAGAGGGAGCUUCUCAACGCAUGGCGAGAAACUGGGCCAGUGGGCAAGCUCACCGAGGCAGAAGGAGAAGAAAUUGGCGCUAUUCUAGUUGACCCUGCAAUUCGAAACCUUCGGCUGAAGGCUGACAACGAUACCCGCUGGCACUCGGUAUACCAUAUGAUUGAGCGCGCCCUCUUCGCGAUCCGCUCACCAAGUUCAGCGCCCGUUCUGACAGAGAUCAAAGCUCUGUUGGCCCCGUUCAAGGUUAUCACGAAAAAGUUCGAGGGAAGGAAGCCCAAUCUUUGUGACGUUGUCACCCACAUCUUCAGCCUUCGCCGGGAUCUCAAACAUCUACACCGAGGAUACAGCGCGGAGUUUGAGCGUUCGGGAGGCCUCGAUAGCUCUGUAUUUCCGCCCAACAACGAGCGGCCCGCGGGUCAGCUCCCGGCAUUCUCGCCUCCUAGACCGGCUACGGCACAGCAACACCCGCGCCGGAUUCGUCGCGUGCCUGCCCGGUUUGCUGAUUACGAAGUCGACCUCCCCGGGAUCGGGCUCCGCAACCCAGUUACCGCUCCUAGGCAGCAGGGCCUCUGUAUCGAGCUUGGGAAUCCUCUUCACGAUGAUCUCGAGGUGCCUUCCUUCUCGAGUCUUCAAUCCAGCCUUCAAUACGCCAUUGACAAGUUUGAGAAGUAUCUGAAGAUGCUUGACGAGACCCCUGCUUAUUGGGCAGCUCUUAUUUUGCAUCCGGGCCGCAGGAUGAAGUGGGUGAGGCUAUUCUACGAAGGCAACGACCAGAGGAUAUUAGACAUCCAGCGGCGGUUUGUGGCUUACUUUGAUACGUACUACCCAGCAGUCGAGCCCCUGGCACGCCCAUGCACCCCAGAGCAAGUACCUGGCUUUGGAGAUAGCUUCUACGAUGCCCCAGUUGCCAGCGGUAUUGUGGAUGAGGUUGGGGAGUACUUACGGGGACCUGUGCACCCCGUUGACGACCCAGCCCAAUGGUGGCUGGCCCGGACAGACGAAUACCCACGCCUCGCGAGAAUGGCGCUCGAAAUACUUUCAAUACCUCCCUGUGCAACGGAAAUAUGA